GCAUUAUCUACCUAACUGAUAAAAAAAGGAAUCAUUUUAGUUUUCUUCCUUUGAAGACUCGGAGUUGAGAAAUGUCAACAGCAGUAGCAGCAUCAGCUUCAUUGUGUUCAUCAACGCAAAUCAAUGGCUUCGGAGAAGCGCUUAGGCCUCAGAAAAACCGUCUCUCUCAACCCAAUUCAAUCGCUACUUUUACCAGGAGAAAGGUUCAUACUGUAGUGAAGGCCACAUCUCGGGUUGAUAAGUUCUCCAAAAGUGAUAUCAUUGUUUCCCCAUCUAUUCUCUCUGCUAAUUUCUCAAAGUUAGGAGAGCAGGUAAAAGCCGUGGAGUUGGCAGGUUGUGAUUGGAUUCAUGUUGAUGUAAUGGAUGGUCGUUUUGUUCCAAACAUUACAAUCGGACCUCUUGUGGUUGAUGCUUUGCGCCCCGUGACAGAUCUUCCUCUGGAUGUGCAUUUGAUGAUUGUGGAACCUGAACAACGAGUGCCAGAUUUUAUCAAGGCUGGAGCUGAUAUAGUCAGUGUUCACUGUGAACAAUCUGCCACCAUCCAUUUGCAUAGAACGCUAAAUAUGAUAAAAAGUCUUGGAGCUAAAGCUGGCGUUGUAUUAAACCCUGCUACACCACUGAGUACUAUAGAAUAUGUCCUUGAUGUGGUUGAUCUGGUGUUGAUUAUGUCAGUCAACCCUGGUUUUGGUGGGCAGAGCUUCAUUGAGAGCCAAGUAAAGAAAAUCUCGGAGUUGAGAAGAAUGUGUGUAGAAAAGGGAGUAAACCCAUGGAUUGAAGUGGAUGGUGGAGUUGGUCCAAAAAAUGCAUACAAGGUUAUCGAGGCUGGAGCUAAUGCUUUAGUUGCUGGUUCAGCUGUAUUUGGAGCUCCAGAUUAUGCUGAAGCUAUAAGAGGAAUCAAAAGCAGCAAAAGGCCAGAGGCAGUGGCAGUUUGAUUCAUGAUUUCCAGAAGAUUUGAUUUUUCCAAUGUGCAAAUAUCCAUACUCUCCAUUCCCAUGUAUGUUCUUUACCCAGCUUUCUUGUGGGUUCUGAAGUUACAACAAGAUCAGGCAUGGGUGAAAAUCAUCAUAAUAUGUACAUGCAUUCUUAUUAUUACAUAGGCUCAUUCGCUCUGGUGCCAUCAUCCUGCAAUGAGCUCUUAAAACAGUUCUGGUUCUUACAUUAAUUUGCGCUCGCGGUCUUUGUAUUUGCAAAUAAUAAAAAAUUAAAAUUUUUAUUUUUAAAAA
Messenger RNA from Populus nigra (black poplar), 1223 nucleotides. RefSeq names its product ribulose-5-phosphate-3-epimerase, chloroplastic. Gene Ontology annotation, biological process: pentose-phosphate shunt; carbohydrate metabolic process; pentose-phosphate shunt, non-oxidative branch. Bases 72 to 932 code for a protein of 286 amino acids. Gene Ontology annotation, molecular function: metal ion binding; D-ribulose-phosphate 3-epimerase activity. The record is from RefSeq and is a predicted model, not a curated record. NCBI's taxonomy places the organism in Eukaryota, Viridiplantae, Streptophyta, Magnoliopsida, Malpighiales, Salicaceae. Gene Ontology annotation, cellular component: cytosol. The transcript has 9 exons.